AUGGCCACCUCUCUUCCAACGGCGCCAUCCUCGGCACCUGCCUCCGAGCCUCCACAGCCAUCAUCGCUCAGCGACGCCAGGCCGACUCUAUCCCACCACGCAUCCUCUUACUCAAAGCCACCAGGCUCUACAAACUUCCCACCGUUCAGAUCCCCCUGCCUCAAGUGCCAGCCCAUUCUUCACCAUUCGCACUCCACUACCAGCGUGCCCACCAACCAUCCUGCUGACUCUACCACGCUCGUCACACCGGCCCAUCAUGUCACCAUUCGUCAAUACAUAGGCCCGCUUCCUGUGCCAGCGUCUGCCGCAAAAGCCAUCGCCAAAGCCAUCGCUGAGGACGACUCCUACGAAAAGGCAUCAUCGCAACAGCGUCCACAGUCUGAGUCAAACCAAACCAAGCUCGAUCGCGAGGAGCAUCCAAUUCAUGCUGCAGACUUUGCAGCAUCUCCUGCAAACCUUCCGUCUUCCGAUGACACCGCUCAAGCGCAUGCCUGGGCAGAUCCCUUCCGCGUUCAGUCUCCUGCCGAGCUUCAACAUCACGAGCAGAAGCGCGCACAAUCAUCCUUCCCAACUUCUCCCAAGAGAAACCCAACAGCUCUUCCUCCUCAUCGUCCACGCAUCGUCGAAAAGGACCCCUCUUCCACUUCUGUCCUCUCAAAUGCCUCCUUUAUUAGUGCCCGAUCCUUCGAUCGUGACGCUCUCAGCGACACCGAUGCCCAUCAACGAGCACAUCGACCCACAGCCACAACCGCCAGCACCACCCACCUUCGCUCCGUCAGCCCUUCCAACAAGAGGUUCACCCUUAGGUCCAAGAAGAGUAAUCAAACCUUCCCGGUCAGCUCCGCGGCGAGCACCCCUGCUCAGCCCCCGCCCACUUCUAUACUUCGUAAGGCCGCUUCAUUCGCUCCACAUGCUCACACCGAAUCAGACGCAGCUGCGUCAAAAAGCGUCACCAAUGUGCGCAGUGCCGACAAUCUUCGUGUCUUAGCCCUCCGACAGCAGCGAAGGAUCGGGUCCGAAGGGUCUCAUGUCCUCGCUUCCACAACUUCUUCAUCAUUUGUCGCACCAAAUGCGUUGCCCAUUCUCGAUCUGCCUCUGAGCGAGCUCGAAGAAGCAAUCAACGUUGCACAACCGUCGCAAAUAUCCACCCAACCCCAACCUCUCAGCACGCACGAAAGCUCUCAUCGAUCAAAUGGGCAUGCCCCGACGACCGACCGCCCUAAUUUUGACAUCCCCCAUAAUGAGCGUCGAGCUCUCAACAGCAGCAACGACACUACCAUCAUUCGCAGAAACACUCAUGGUGACGAUCAAGGUAUUGGUAACGCCUUGAGAACAGAGACGUCCUUUUCGAGCAACUCCGAGUCGAAUACAGUUGAAGCGCACAACAGUGAAGCGACCGGACCACAAGAUCGCAACCUUUUGCACCCUGCUUGGGGGCAGGCGAGCUCUGCGAACGCACCGAUCGCUGCUCCAGAGGCGCAUCAUGAUUCAGUACACGAUGGCUCUGAGACAUUGCCGGGUGCAGUUCCGUACACAGAACUUCCGGGGAGCCCGCAGUCCUCAAGUAAACUAUCGCGCAACCUCGUUGGCAGGGGCUUUCCGGUCAAGAAGCGUUCGCUGACCUUCACCGGCGAGCAAAGUAACGACACAGCGCAACGAGGUCCACCAGGUGUUCAAUUACCUCGUGCUGUCGAUCAUCAUCGCGACUACUCGCGUCAGAGCAGGAUGAGUAGGGCAUCUACAGUUGGCACUUUUAACACCGUAGGCACCGUCGCCACAGAAGGUAGCUUUGGCGCCACAGCUGGCACCACUUCCAGUCUCGCAAGAAAGUUUCUCACCAGCGGAAGCUUCCGCAGAAAUAGAAGGCGAGCCGACUCUGUAAAGGUUGGCAAUAACCGCCUCAAAAUGGCGCCCACACGCACAGACUCCGUCCACGAGCCGAACCCAUCGAGCUCUCCCUCGUCGACUCGCACCCGCAAGACAGCCUCACCCUUUGCGGUGCGCCGACGCCGCGCAGCUCGCUCCACUAGCUAUGCCUCUAUCCGACGAGACGAGUCACGGCGCAUGUCGGCGAGCGGCACCGAAGCAUCGCUAACAGAUUCUGUUGAAUUCGGGCGCGCGCGAGGUGUGCAGCCCGGCGCCGUCGGCACCAGUACUGGCGGCACCAAGUGGGUCGGCGAGAGCUUUCAGGUCGGCCAGCGCUUUUGGCACAUCCUGAAUGCUCGUCGCGAUGAAUUGCAGAAAUCUCAGCCGUGUUCGUGUGGCAACGAACCAAGUGCCAGCCAAAACAGCAGCGAGGUUGAUGCUUUGUCAGCAGACUCUGAUGCUUCUCGUAAGAAGCAGGCCGAGGCGCAAGCUGCCAACGUCGAACAUCUGAAGAAGAGCCCCGAAGGCGUCAUCACGCUCCUCGCACAGCAGGCACAAGACAUCUCGGACGACAAGGCCACGGUAGCGCAAACAGAUGCACGACGCGAACGCGCCUCCUCAAAAGAACGCUCUGAUCGCCAUCAUGAGGUGCCCUCGACUGAAGCAUCGUCAUCUCCUCGCAAAGCUGAAAGCAGGCCAUCGUCACGUAGGAAGCUUCUUUCCGACAACUCGGCUGCUACCAUCCAGACUGUUCAUCCUGAUGAAACAACUGCUUUGGCCAUCGAAGCACGUCAAGGCUGGAGCGAGGUCGUUUCCAAAAUGUCCUCGCUCACGGGAGAGCUGGGCAACGCUCUCAAGGCAAGUAAACUCGACCCAAAGAACCGCACAUCAUCUCCACACGGGUCGGAAUCCACGCCCAAAGCAGAGAAGCCCAUCCAUAAUCUCGGUGCAGGGUUGACGAAUGCCGAGCCGGGGCGUAAUGGAUCGCCUAAAUUGCCGGGGGACUCUGACUUCAAGAUCCUCGCCAGAUCUUCCAGUCUCGUCGAGUCGGACAAAUCCUCGGCUGCCUCCAAGUCUGUUAACGUAUCCUUGCACCCGUCUGUCCAGACAAAUGGCUUCGCUCCUCGUGCAUCGAGCUUGGCAACGGGAAAGACGCCCACGAUGACGAGAAGUGAUGCUUUGUCGCACCCGUCCCCGCCUGCGUCGGUCGAAGCCAACAAUCCCGAGCUCGUCCAUCAGCUCUUGCGUCGCAAAAGCGACCUAGGCGAGACACCAGCGUACUUGCCCGACGCUGCUAGCGACCAUGCUGUGGCCGUCCUGCCGGUUUCUUCGCCACUGGAUCUCACGCCUGCUCGAGAGAUCGCGUCCCCUUACUCUGGCCCAUUGUCCGAGCAGGACCCGCUUCCGCUCGACAUAAGUCCGAUCAAUGAAGGAUCUGCCGCUGCGCAAUCUCACGCGCAAAUCGGCCUCUUCAAGGCGGUCGGAGCCUCGGGCAAUGCUGAUCGCAGGAAGACGGUCAAAUUUGACACGGGUUCCACGCGUCCUCCUCUCAAGGCUCGUUUCACCGCUUCUCUCUUCGCCGGCAAAGCAGAAGACAAGCGAAUCCACCCAUCGAACCUUGGCAACGGCGUAGCAGGCGAUGCACAGCCACGACCGCCCGCAGAGGUGCUCGCACGGCCCCAGCCAAAUGCCCCGCGGGCACCCACUUCUUGUGAUAGCUCCAGUCCCGACAGUGAAGUGUGUGGGAGUGACACCAGCAUCAUAACCCGCAAAAGCGUGCUUAAGAAGGAUCGUAUGCUCGUCAAGAUCGCCUGGACGCCGCACGAGGACCUUCCCAGCGACUUUGACGAGCUGCUGGCCCGCAAAUAUUCGAUGCGAGAGGAGGACUGGCGCGAGUUUGUCGUUGUCUUCAGAAUGGGCAAGCUGGAGCUAUGGACGGAUCCCACCCUAACAAACAAGCUCGUUGGUCAUGGCGAUCGCCUCAAAUUGCGCCUGACCAUUCCUCUUUCGCGAGGUUCUACCUUCGUCUCGCUCUUCUCUCCCAUCGAUCGUAUCUUUUGUGUGACCUUCCAGCCCUGGAAGUCGCUCUCGGCGCACCACAACAAGCGAGGCCUUCACCUACGCCGACAGGGAACUGACAUUGUCUUCUUUGACUGCCGAGCACGGUCGGUCGCAGCUGAUUGGAUGUGGGAGCUCUGGAGGGAGCUUGGUGGUCUCAUUCCCGAAUCGCUCGAGGUUCAUGUUCCGUCUUUCGGACUCAAGGUGCGAAUCCCCAUUCCGGAGAACAUGCCCGUGGAAAGAUCCGAAUCGAUCACAACGCCUGCGAGUCAGCUCAGUUCUGAGAAAGGCGGUCUCCUUGCGCUCAGUUCCAUCGGCAAGUCACAGGACGGCGGCGAAGGUUUCAAGCUCAUCAAUCGCAACAACGUCAUCUCGAUGAUUUGGAAGCUCUUCUGCCGUAUCGAGCAAUGGAAAGAUCUCAUGGAGCAGUCACAGAAGCGCGGUCUCAGGCUGGAUCUCGCCUGGAGACGAGGCACCGAGCUCGAUUGGGUCAUCAACGAAAGGACCGUCGAAAACGAACCGCGACAUUGGGCAGUUCUCAGCGGUGCACUGCUCAGAGACUACAAGCGCCCCGCCAUUUUGGAGCUCAGGGCAGCGGCCCACUAUCCAACCUCUGUACUCACCGCUCCCGGUGAGUUCAUGCAGGAGCCGCCUGCUGUCGAGGGGUUCUUAUGGCGCGUCAAACCAGUGUCGGGUGCGCUGACCCGUCUCUACUUUACAACCUACGACGGCCACAUUUAUGUCUGCCGCACCUCCCGUGCAUUUCCUCCCGACCGGCACCUUGCCGUUCAGAUGCAAGAGGCCGUAGACAUGCGAGUACCCCGAACGAGCGGCGCAACGCAGGGCAGGGCACCCAAGGCUUCCACGCCCGCGAUGAGAAACGCUUUGACGCGAGCCUUGGCCAAGUUCGUCGGCGCCAACAAGGCCGCACGCCGCGAUGAGGACGUGGCGACGUUGCGUCAGAACGUGUUGGAAGCCAUCAGCUACGCGGCGCAGUCAGAAGAUGAGUUCCAAAGCCAAAUCGAGGCGUACCAAUCUUUCGAGACACGCCGGCAAUUCGAACAGAUCCGAGGCUCGGACGGUUUCAUCGACCUCAAGCACAUCCACACCAUCAAGACAAUCGGCAACGGUCCCGUUCGCUGCCCUGGAGAGGAUGACAUUCGCCGACCGACGCGUGCCGCUCCAGAGUCGUUGCUGCGAAAAGUGAAGGACGACCUCGCAGUCGCACAACGCGACGACGAAGAAUCGGACGAUGAAGACGAGGCAAUCGCCGACAUUGGUGGUCAAGAGGGGUUGGAGCUUGCUGAAGACGCCAGCGACGUGCGUCGUGCCCGUCAGAUCGAGAUCACUCUCACCAAUGGAAAGACGAUCCGUCUCGAGGCCUUUAGCGCUUCUAUCGCCCGAGAAUGGGUGGAGCGCAUAGCAGAGCUCGUCAAGUAUUGGCGUCGCAGGGAGCGCGCGGAUGCGGUGGAGCUCAUGUACGCCGCCGGCUCGGACAUCUCCGAGCUGCAUAAGCAGCUGCAGGGGCGUAGUACGCACGCGAGUGGCAUUGAGGAGGUCGACGAUGAGAAGCUCUCCCCCAUCUUGGGCAACAUCUGGAACUGGUGUCAGAUUCAAGGCUGCCGCAAUAUCAUUCGAUCCGGACGGCUCUUCCACAAGAAGAGCAGCUACAGCGCGUUCAAGGCGCGCGAAUAUGUUCUCAUUGCCGGUCGUCUGCUGUGUUUCAAGCUGGUCAAGUCGGUGCGAACCACGCGGGCGAGACAGAACAACGGCAUCUUCCAUCGACGACAAGACACGGUGAUCCACUUGCGCGAUGCCUACGUCUACAGUGGCAAACUGUGCGAAGACAUGCUCAAGAACGGGCGAUCGGAUCCGGCGCAAGCUGUGUCAGGGAUCGGCGGUGGCGGAUCCAAUAGCGGCAAACGCCACCGUGUGCCGCGAGUCUACGCCGAUGGCCUGUUCUCGAUCGACGAUGACGAGGACUGCACAUUUGUGAUCCGAUACCGUCCUGAGCGCGUCAACACGCCCGCGAAUCCCAGCGUGACCAGUCUACACGGAAAAGACGCUAAAGCACAUGCGCGAGGCGCUGGUGCCGCUGGUACGUCAGCCAAGGACACGAAGGAAGCACCAGAUGCCGCAUGCAGUGUGCCGAGACUGGACGACAAGACGCACAAGUACAUUGCGAUGCGCGCGCGAUCCAAGGUGGAACGCGAUCUGUGGGUGCGAUGCAUCACGUAUGAGAUCGAGAAGAUUGUGCGGGACGACGUGGAGCGCGAGAAGAAGCUCAAGAACACGGGCAAGGUCGAUCACAGGUAG
Molecule: messenger RNA, 6240 nt
Organism: Sporisorium graminicola
Lineage: Eukaryota; Fungi; Basidiomycota; Ustilaginomycetes; Ustilaginales; Ustilaginaceae
Exons: 1
Coding region: 1-6240 (2079 amino acids)
Biological process (GO): protein localization to prospore membrane; ascospore-type prospore membrane formation
Cellular component (GO): prospore membrane
Source: RefSeq, a predicted model, not a curated record